UACAGAGAAGACACAAAGUGCAUCUACAAGCCCUCUACGCAAGGCUACUUCUGCAAAGACACAGACCAUGCACUUGUGAUCCUAGAAAGCUUGGACACUGAAGCAGACGGAAGGAGGUCGUCUCCAGUGGUAUCGGUGACUGGCAGUUUUGUGGAGGCUUUCAGUAGAGGAGUUUCACAUGUAUCUUGCUAUCCUUCAGAACAUCCACCAGCUUUCUAUUCGGUCUUGCCAUCCAACAAGCUGACUAAGGUUUGCUUCACUGAUCUAACGCCUCCGAGCUUAAGACUCCGCCUCAUCAGUGGUCAAAAUUCUACCAGACUUCUCAUAGCCAUCUUCUACGAUGAACCCCGUAGCCUUCACGUUUUCAUGAACGGGAAUUACAUUCCACUAGCCUCAUCUUCUUCCAGCACUUUCUUAACUAAGGCCAUGGCAGGCACCCACUCCUUCAGCUUUGAGAACAACCUUCUCUACAUCCUCCUUCAUGGAGAUGACCCCAUAGAAAUAUACACCAGCUUUUCCCUUCAUGCUGCUUUUACCAUUGCUGAGACCGUUGGAGAGGAGGGUCAGAGAAGGGUGGUCCAUCGCCUGGCUGAUUUCUUGCAGAUUGGACGGGACUAUGUCAGAAUAGUUCAGAGUGCGCCAGGGAGCGAGAGCACGUUAAAGGUUAUCUCAGACAACGUUGGCAAGAGGACGCGUGAGUGCCCUCCCAUGACACCUUGUACAGCCUUUUCUAGCAGGGCUGGCUGGGAGAAAACCCAGACAGGAGCAGCAAGCGUUUGGGUUCUGCAGUCAUCUCAUGCGGCUACCCCAUUGAGAGUGCUGAUCAUUGAAAUUGGAGAGCCACCAGGCCUUUUCAGAAAUAAGCUUGUUCCCUCCUUGUCGAGAGACAAGUUGAAGAGCUUGGCCAGAACUGUUAUCAACGCUCAGCAGACUGGGGAUCUUCAGCGAGCCCUGGAGUUACCAAUUGAUACUUUAAUGGUGACACAGUCUGCUUUGUCAUCGCCACUAGGGGGCAGUGCCGGAAAUGGAAGCAGUCUAACUCCUGGAGGCUGCCUGUAUGUGAGGCCCUAUAAUAUCUCUGUCCUGGUACAGCCGUCUGAUGGAGAAAUGGAGAAAGAGCUUCCUGAACAGCCACAAAUUAUUUUUUUGGAUAAGCAGGGUCGGAGAGUUGAGGCAUUAGGUCUGCCCUCAGAGCCAUGGGUCAUGACAGCCUGUCUCAAGGGCUCUUCGGAGGCUGUGUUGAAAGGGCACACCAGAGUAGAGGUUCGAGAUGGACGGGCUAGCUUUACGAACCUGGCAAUCUCCAAUUCAGGCUCAAACUGGUACCUCAUUUUCACUGUUAUUUCACCUCCAGGUGCUGACCUCACUGUUGAGUCCCAGCCAUUUACCAUCUUCCCUAUCCCCAAGGGAGAGAAAUCCAUCACGGUCCUUGCUGCUGUGCUGGGCUCAGUGGCUUCAGUGCUAGUUAUGGGUCUUCUUGUAUUCUGCUGGUCCAAGAAAAGCAAAAGUUUCAAAACAAAGAUUGAACAGGCUAAUGUACCACAAGCAAAGAGCAAUAUGAAAUCCUCCCAGAUCCCGCCACAGCAGCGUUCAACUCGUGCCAAUCUGCACCAUGCCCGGGAAGAGAACAAAAGAGACAUUGCUGGGAUAGAAGGAGAUAUGGAAGCAAAUGGAGUACCAGGAAACACCGCGAGACAGAUAAAGGAGUUGCAUCAACAGACGGUUAAAGCCAUGUCAAUGCGGAAGAUAAGUACUGUUGAACAUAAAAGGAAGAGUAGAGAGAACUUAUGCAUGACUAGGAAACAUGACAGCAGCCGUCCAUUACAUGGAAGAACAGCUCUGUGGGGUUCUCUGGAACUUCAGCAGCAUGGCGCCAAGGAGUUCUGUGACUGGAAGGAUACCCAUCAGCAGCUGUUUGCUUGCACCCGUGGAAAAGAGAUGGGAGGAGGGGAACCUGUGCCCCAGAAUGUGAACAGAGAGAGGCAGGAGACUGCUGUGGGAUCUUGAGGAGAUGUGUAAGGGAAAGGAUGAGCUGUGGCACCAUCAACAUGAAACAUUUUCGGGGAGGGAAUCCAUUGGAACAUGGGAACUUGAGAUGCUUCUUCCACUAGUGUGGUCAGAAAAAACAUGUUAGCACUGGACACUUGCAAACAUUUUAGGACAGUUAACAGUGAAGACAUGUUCUUAGUGUUUAAAGCAGUACAUCUUAUCUGUCUAUCGUUUGUUAUCCUGCUCUCCUUAGUCCCUGAUUUAGCAAAGUACUUAAAUCCAUCCCUAUUCAGAAAAGCAGGUGCAUAUGUACCACUUCAUUGUGGCUCAAGCAUAUGCUUCAGUACUUUCCUGAAUAGAGAUGGAUUUAAGCAAUGGCUUAAAACUCAGAAGCUGCUCUGCUGAAUUGGGGGCUUACCCUGUGAACCCCUCAGGACUGCAGCCUUCCCUUCUUGAAUGUUUGGAAAUGCCUACCACAUCAUGGCCACUGCCAUUAUUGUUAAUAAUAAUAAUGAACUGGGAGGCUGGUCUGAUUCAUAGAUUCUAAGCCUUGUGAUCAUCUAGUCCAGGGAUCGGCAACCUUUGGCACACGGCCCAUCAGGGAAAUCUGUUGGCGGGC
Molecule: messenger RNA, 2608 nt
Organism: Chrysemys picta bellii (western painted turtle)
Lineage: Eukaryota; Metazoa; Chordata; Testudines; Emydidae
Source: RefSeq, a predicted model, not a curated record